AUGUUUCGUGAUAAAAAACCAGCUGCACGAAAUAAUUUGGAAGCAUUGAAAAAUGAAAUUGAAUUGGACGAACAUAAAAUUUCCAUUGGUGAGGUUUAUCGAAGAUAUGGAACAAGUCCUGCAAUGGGUCUUACAGAAGAACGAGCAGCAGUGCUUCUUGAACGGGAUGGUCCAAAUGAUUUAACACCAGCUCGAACAACUCCUGAAAUAGUUCGUUUAGCCAAAAAUAUGUUCGGCGGUUUUGCGAUGCUUCUCUGGGUUGGUGCUUUUCUUUGUUUUAUUGCACAUUUUUUGGAAUUGUAUACAUUAGAAGAUCCACAAUAUGAUAAUAUGUAUCUAGGAAUUGCCCUAGCAAGUGUAAUUAUUAUUACGGGAUUCUUUUCGUAUCACCAACAAGCGAAAAGUUCGAAAAUUAUGGAAUCGUUCAAAUAUUUAGUUCCACAAGCAGCCUGUGUUGUUCGCCACGGAAGAUCGAGAAAUAUUAAUCCCGAAGACAUCGUUAUCGGAGAUAUUGUGGAAGUUCAUCGUGGCGAUAGAAUUCCAGCUGAUAUUCGAAUAAUUCGCGCGCAUGGUCUGAAAGUUGAUAAUUCCUCGCUAACUGGAGAAUCUGAACCGCAAUCACGUGGAAUCGAAUAUACAAAUGAAGAUCCUCUAGAAACAAGAAAUUUAGCGUUUUUCGGAACAUUUGCUGUUGAAGGUUCAUGCAUUGGUGUUGUUAUUCGUACUGGUGACAAAACAUUCAUUGGAAGAAUUGCAAAUUUAACUGCGGGUGUUCAAUCGGGUACAACACCAAUUGCAACUGAAAUCAAUCAUUUCAUUCGUAUUAUAACGAUCAUUGCUGUUGUUGUUGGUGUGAUCUUUUGCAUCUGUUCUCUCUCACUUGGCUAUACAUAUGUUGAAGCCGUUGUUUUUCUUAUCAGUGUAAUCGUUGCUCAGCCACUGUUACUCACAACGAAUGGCACGAAAAAAUUGUUUUAUAAAACAGGAACAUUAACACAAAAUCAAAUGACUGUUGCACAUAUGUGGUUUGAUAAUCAUAUCAUUGAUGCAGAUAUCGAAGCUUUUCAAUCGAAAUCAAAUUAUACAAGAUUUUCUCAUUGUUGGAAAGCGUUAACACGUUGUGCAAUGUUAUGUAACACAGCUAUAUUUAAAGAUGAUCCAGACAAUCUUACUAAACCUAUUUUACAACGGCAAAGUGAAGGUGACGCAAGUGAAACAGCCAUUCUGAAAUGUAUGGAAGCAACUGUCGGAAGUGUGUCGACAUAUCGAGCAAUAAAUCCAAAGAUUUGCGAAGUUCAAUUUUCUUCAUCAAAUCGUUAUCAAUUUUCAAUUCAUUCGACAAAUGACAAUGAUGAUCGAUAUUUACUUGUUAUGAAAGGUGCACCAGAGAAAAUCCUUAAAAAUUGCUCAACAAUAUUUGUUGAUGGCUCAGAAAUCGGCUUUAAUGAUUAUUGGAAAAAAGAAUAUGAAAAAGCAUUCAAAGAAUUAAGCAAUCUUGGUGAACGUGUUUUAGCAUUUGCUGAUUAUCGUUUACCAUUAAAUCAAUAUCCUCGAGACUUUCCAUUCGAUUGUGAUACAAUCAAUUUUCAUGUUAAUCCAUAUUAUGAAAAUUUCAAUUUUCCAACUACUGGUCUCAGAUUUUUAGGUUUAAUUUCUUUAAUUGAUCCACCACGUGUGAACGUUGCACAAGCUGUAAGUAAAUGUCGAUCGGCUGGUAUCCGAAUUUUGAUGGUUACAGGUGAUCAUCCAUUAACUGCAGCUGCGAUUGCUCGAGCCACAGGAAUUAUUACAGAUCAAAGUCCAACAGAGACACUAUUAGAAAAUAUCAAUGAUACAACAACAAAAGCGUGUGUUAUUCAUGGAAAUGCGCUGAAAAAUUUAACUAAAGAUCAAUUGGAUGAAGUUAUCAAAACUCAUGAAGAAGUGGUCUUUGCACGGACAAGUCCUCAGCAAAAGUUGAUUAUUGUGGAAAGUUGUCAGAGGCUAGGAGAAAUAGUUGCUGUGACUGGUGAUGGAGUGAAUGAUUCACCAGCAUUGAAAAAAGCGGAUAUUGGAAUUGCAAUGGGAAUUACAGGAUCAGAUGUGAGUAAACAAGCAUCAGAUAUGAUUCUAUUGGAUGAUAAUUUUGCAUCGAUCAUCACCGGAAUUGAAGAAGGAAGAUUAAUUUUUGAUAAUCUGAAAAAAUCUAUUUGUUACACAUUAUCAUCGAAAAUUCCUGAAUUAGCUCCGUUUUUGUUUUAUAUGAUCGCCGAAAUUCCUUUACCAUUAGGAACAAUUGCAAUUUUAUGUAUCGAUUUGGGUACGGAUAUGUUUCCUGCUAUUUCAUUAGCAUACGAAAGAGCGGAAUCAGAUAUUAUGCAACGCCCGCCAAGAGACGCUAAACGUGAACAUUUAGCUACAGAUCGAUUAAUUUGGAUGAGUUAUGGACAAUUAGGAAUGAUUCAAGCGGGUGGCGGAUUUUUUGUUUAUACAGUUGUUAUGGCAGAAAAUGGAUUUCUACCUUCAAGACUAUUAGGAUUACGAAAAUCAUGGGAUUCAAGAGCUGUUAAUGAUUUAGAAGAUUCUUAUGGACAAGAAUGGUCUUAUGAACAACGCAAAGCAUUGGAAGAUACAUGUCACACAGCUUUCUUUGUUACUGUUGUUAUUGUUCAAUGGACUGUUCUGUUGUGUUGUAAAUCUCGGCGAAAUUCUCUUUUUCGACAAGGAAUGUCAAAUCAAGUAUUAAAUAUGAGUAUUAUUUUUGAAACUGUUUUAGCAAUUAUCAUUUCAUAUACUCCAUAUAUUAAUCGUGGUCUAAUGAUGUAUCCUUUAAAAUUACAUUGGUGGUUCUUACCGUUACCAUUCACUUUACUUGUUUUUGUUUAUGAUGAAUGGAGAAAAUUGUUAAUUCGAAAAUUUCCUGGAUCAUUUAUUGAUCGAGAAACUUCUUAUUAA
This is a messenger RNA of Adineta ricciae, 2934 nucleotides long. The record is from the annotation of a GenBank genome assembly. NCBI's taxonomy places the organism in Eukaryota, Metazoa, Rotifera, Eurotatoria, Adinetida, Adinetidae.